Molecule: messenger RNA, 3516 nt
Organism: Malaclemys terrapin pileata
Lineage: Eukaryota; Metazoa; Chordata; Testudines; Emydidae
Gene: LYPLA2
Product: lysophospholipase 2
Exons: 10
Coding region: 101-799 (232 amino acids)
Biological process (GO): protein depalmitoylation
Cellular component (GO): cytoplasm
Molecular function (GO): palmitoyl-(protein) hydrolase activity; carboxylic ester hydrolase activity
Source: RefSeq, a predicted model, not a curated record
GGUCGGCGGGCGGAAGUUCCGGUCGGAGAAGCAGGAGAGUGUGUCUAGGAGCCGGGGAGAGCGCGAGAGAGGUGCCAGCUGUUGGAGUUCCUUUCAGUGUAUGUGUGGUAACAACAUGUCUGUCCCCCUCCUUGCUGAUGCGGUGACUGUUUCAGGGGCAGAACGGGAGACUGCAGCGGUCAUUUUUUUACAUGGGCUUGGAGACACAGGGCACAGCUGGGCUGAGGCGCUAUCCUCCAUCCGACUCCCAUAUGUGAAAUAUAUCUGCCCUCAUGCGCCCAGGAUUCCUGUAACCCUCAACAUGAAGAUGGUCAUGCCCUCCUGGUUCGAUCUGAUGGGGCUGAGUCCGGACGCACCUGAGGACGAAGCUGGAAUCAAGAAAGCAGCUGAAAACCUUAAAGCAGUUAUCGAGCACGAAAUCAAGAAUGGCAUCCCACCCAACCGCAUCAUCCUCGGGGGCUUCUCGCAGGGCGGUGCCCUAUCGCUCUACACGGCGCUCACCUCCCAAUACCAGCUGGCUGGCAUCGUGGCUCUCAGCUGCUGGCUCCCGCUGCACAAGGCCUUCCCUCAGGCAGCGAGCAACGGUGUGAACAAGGAUAUCGCCAUCCUGCAGUGUCACGGGGAGAUGGACCCCAUGAUCCCUGUCCGCUUCGGAGCCCUCACCGCCGAGAAGCUGAAAUCCGUCGUCACCCCCACCAAGGUUCAAUUCAAAACCUACCCUGGAAUGAUGCACAGCUCCUGCCCUCAGGAGAUGAUGGCGGUGAAGGAAUUCAUUGAGAAGCUGCUGCCCCGGAUCUAAGCAGAGCCACUCGAGACUGUCGCAGGGAAAGGACGCAAGGUCACCACCUCUGAUCUUUCCCACUGAUCCUGUCUGCUGCAAACGGAAGCCAUGGCAACCAACCUCAACUCCAGUUGUUUUCCCUCCCUUCAAUCCUUCCCUCUCCUGUCUCUUCUGCACCACGGUCCUUCAGGCGUGUGGGGUGUUGCUCCCCGGUGCUCCCUGAGUUGAGAGUGGAGCUGUUUAAGGUAGAGACUGUCCCAAGUCCAGGGUGGCCUUAUCUCUCGCUCUCUUGUUUUCCCCUUGAGGAUUUCGAUCCCCUUGAUUUUCCUGUAUCAGACCCGGCUGUGGAGGUAGGCUCAGCACUAACUCAGGCUGAUUUCUAUGGUCUCCUGGCUUUUCUCUCCUGUUACAGUAUUAGCAGGGAGUCCCUCCCCUGGAAAGCAGGAGAUAUCUGGGAUCGCGGGGGGCUGCUGGCCCAUGCUCCCCUGGGCUUGAGCUCGAGAGCUUUGCAAAGCUACCUAGAAAGGCCCGAUGACCCUGCUGUGUGGCCCAGCGUGGUUGGGGAGCGGCUCAGUGGGGUCAUGGCCUCUCGGCAGCUGCACAGUCCUUUGGUCUCCAUGGCGGGACGAUUCCGAGGUUUUUAAAACAAAUCAGCCUCCCAGCUCAGGGGCCGUUGGUCCAGAGAGCGCUACACUGGGACUGUACCUUAAACUCUGUUCCCUCUCCCAGCAGCACAGCUCGGGGAGCUGGCAGCACACGUGGGUUGGAAAGUAGCUACCUACGUUCUCACCCCCCCCUCCUGCCAUGCGCUCUGUUACACGCACACCCCACAAGAGGAAGGCAGCCAUGCCCACGGGCUCCACACUGCGUCUGAUUGUGUCUCCGCUGCCAGGGCGCAGCGGCUCAGCCGUUCUAGAGAUAAUCGAGAGAUUUCCUUCUCCUUCUGUUGCUUUUUACAAUCUUCUCCGUUCUGCGUGCUGGGGCAUCCCCGCGCGUCUGUCUCCUCUCAUCGCCGCGCUGCUAGAAGCUAGGCAAGGAGGCAAAGACAAAUCGCUGCAGUUUACAGCCAGCUUCCUAGUGUAUUUCCCCUGAGAGCUGCCCUGGGGCCGGCCCAGUCAGGAGCGUCUCUUGCUGCUACUCCUUCCUCUCACAGCAGGGUCAGGUCAGGUGAAGGACAGAAGGAAAAGCACCAGCUCCUGCUCUUGUCCUGGGCUGGGAUAGAUGCAGGAAGGAGACUCGUUCCCAGCCUCCUCCUCACCAGCAUCUGCUAUUGCCCACGUCAGCUCAGCUGUCUCCUCGGCCUCUUCAAGGGCAAAUGCUGGAGAGCCUUUUCCCACUGUCCGGGGGCUGCCAGUCCCGGAGCACCCCUUGGGGCCAGUCGCUGCUACGCCCACAUCGCCCUGAGGGCUCUGCGUGCUGGCCCGAGGCGGGGAUCGUCCCAGCAGGGAAGGCGAGAGCAUCCCUAAGAGCUGGGGGUAGAAUCGCCUGCCUUUGCCACAGGGGCUUGGCCCUCUCCAUGGAAGGCUGGGUCCUUCCUCCCUGUUCAGCUGAGCCCCUAGUGCUGGCACAGGGAUAAGGGGAUGUGGCUUCCGGUGCUGGCUGACGUAUCUUGGCAGGCAGAGCAGAGGACCCGUUCUCUCUCCCUCAGAGGAUCCAUCCUCCUCUCCUGCACCCCUUCCAGCUGAGGGCUGGCCUCUCCCUGAACCGGCAGAGGGUGUUUGCUGUUGAGCAGCACAGGCCUUCUCCCCCCGUGGGCUCCGCCCGCUGCAUUAUCAGCUGGAGCAUAAGCGGGGUCUGGAAAUCAAGCUGUAAAUGUCUUUUAAAGAAACCUUUUAGGCUAAGGGCUGAAUUCCUUAUUCCUCCUGCAGUCGCUGUCUCCAUCAGCUGAACCCCCCCCCCCCCUCCCCCCAGCAUAGACUUAGCCAGCAAGGCUGCAUGGGCUGCGGUCUGCCCCCUGCAUGGUCAGGGCUAGACCUGCCCUGGGGAUGCACUGGGGCCUGCUGUGAGCUUGCAGGGUGGAGGCAGGGCUGGCUGUUCACAGCAAGAGCAGGGCACUGCAGUGGAACUGACUCAGGCCCAGCCUAAAUGGGGACCCCCCCACCCCCUCCAGGAAAGAGCUGGGUUGCAGCUUCACAGAGGCAGGAGAAAAGGGGGCUCGACCCUGGUCCACGGAUGCAGCUGUGUGUUCUAGGCUUGCCCAGCCCGCCAGCGCUGCACAAAGCAAUAACCCUCUCGAGAGACUCAAUCAUGUUGGACCCAUUUUUUAAAAGAUUUACUUAUGUCGCUGCUUGCAGGGGGGAGCUGCGGGUGGGGGGAGGCGGGACUAGCUCUUCUCAUUUUGGACACAGCCCUUCUGUUUCUCCUCCUCGUGUCUGUUUAAAGCUGUCCCCUCCCUGGGCUGAGGCAGCGGCAGGGGGAAAUGCAGCUCUACCUGAUUGUGUGACUGUGAAUUGGAACAUUCUGCAUCUUGGCUGGCUGGGGGCCGGGCCUCAUGUUCAUUCUUAUGUACAGUUUGGUUGAAAGUACUGGCCUGUUCUCAGAGCAUUCCACAGAGCUGCUCUCUCCCUGUGUCAGCAGCAACUUCCUCUGGGCCAGGGGGCUGCUGAGGCCUCAGGGGGGGGGAGAGAAAGAAGCUUCUGUCCAUUCCUGAAAAUGGCUUUUAGUUCUCUGUCUUCCUUGGGGAGGGUUUGUGUUCCACACCCUUGGAUAUGAGAUUAAAGAAAACGUAAACCUCG